This is a messenger RNA of Penicillium olsonii, 1821 nucleotides long. The record is from the annotation of a GenBank genome assembly. NCBI's taxonomy places the organism in Eukaryota, Fungi, Ascomycota, Eurotiomycetes, Eurotiales, Aspergillaceae.
AUGACUACCGACUUGAGCCACGGCGGCCAGAUGAUCGAGUACAUCCAAGAUCGUCUUUACCUCGCAUCCUACGACUCUGCUCCCAGCUCCAGGACGCCGUUCCCUUUCCAGUUGGAUCAGCCCAAAUCCCCAAGCAAGCGUGCGCGUGCGCAACCCGCCACACCAAGCAAGCGCCGAUCACCCGUGUACUUCACCAUUGACGACACUUUGCUCUACAAUGCAUUCCACGCUGAUUUCGGUCCUCUCCACAUCGGUCACCUGUACCGGUUUGCUGUUCUGUUCCACGAGAUCUUGGGUGACCCAGCCAACAGCGACCGCCCUGUGGUGUUUUACAGCAAGACUGAUGCGCGCAGUCGGGCAAACGCAGCUUGUCUGGUCGCAUGCUACAUGGUGAUGAUCCAAUCGUGGCCACCCCAUCUGGCUCUGGCGCCCAUCGCGCAGGCUGAUCCCCCCUACAUGCCUUUCCGUGACGCCGGAUACAGCCAAGCGGAUUUCAUCUUGAACAUUCAAGACGUUGUGUAUGGCGUGUGGAAGGCCAAGGAACAGUCCCUCUGCGGGCUUCGCGACUUCAACCUCGAGGAAUACGAGAAGUUUGAGCGAGUUGACAUGGGUGAUUUCAACUGGGUUACCCCGGAUUUCCUUGCCUUUGCUUCCCCCCAGCAACAGCCAGUCGCACCCAUCCCCGUCAACACUCCCGAGUACGACGCAUUGCCCACCACGAUCUCGGAGAUCUCCUCAUCUAAGCUCCCCAUGCCAUUCAAGAAUGUCCUUGCCCAUUUCCACCAGCGCAAUGUGGGUCUUGUCGUGCGACUCAACUCAGAGCUCUACUGCCCUUCAUACUUCACCGCAAUGGGAAUCUCUCAUAUUGAUAUGAUCUUUGAGGAUGGCACUUGUCCUCCCCUGCAACUCGUGCGGCGCUUCAUUAAGAUGGCCCACGAGAUGAUUACUGUGAAGAAGAAGGGUAUUGCAGUCCACUGCAAGGCUGGUCUCGGUCGUACGGGCUGCUUGAUUGGUGCCUAUCUGAUCUACAAGUAUGGAUUCACUGCCAACGAAGUUAUCGCAUUCAUGCGUUUCAUGCGUCCUGGCAUGGUCGUUGGACCCCAGCAGCACUGGCUUCACCUCAACCAGGGCUCUUUCCGUGAAUGGUGGUUCGAGGAUAGCAUGCGCGAGAAGCUCGCUCAAUCCAUGCCAGCCACCCCAAGGGUCUCCACCAAGAAGCGCAGCAGCAACGGCGUGGUUUCUACUCCUCCCAACAACAGCCACUCCAAGCGCGCAGCACUCGGAGAGAUCGACAACAACGAUGCGGCCGCUUACCCAGACCAGGAUCUUCCCGCGCCGACACCCGGUCAACCUCGCAAGUCCCACCGCAAGGACUCACGCCACCACCCUUACUCUCGCACCGCCUCAGGAAACCUGGCCGUCGAGAGCGAGCAGAGAGUCCCCCGCAGUCACCGAAAGAGCAACGAAAGUAGCGAGAGCGAGGAAGAGAUUCAGCUCCGCAGACUCGCCAAGCGAUCUUCAAGAUCUCCCGUCGCAUCACCCACGUCGCGGUCUAUCAGCUACUCCGCAACUGUCACGGCUAGUUACACCCUCGCCGAAGACAACCACCAUGACCAAGAGAACUGGGUUGGCCACUCGGCGCCGAAGACUCCAGUCAGCCGGAAGAGCGGUACCGCCCCGAUCUCUGUGAGCAAGGUCCGCUCGAGCCCUCGCCGAGUGACGGACAGCAACCGCAGCGAGUCUCGUGGGGUUCGCAAGCCCAGCGGCCGUGUCGGUAGCAACACUAUCAGUCCAGCCCGUGCAACCAAAACAGUCCACUAA